AUCAUUUUGUGUAAAAGGAAGAAAAUCAUUGGAAUAUUAACUCUUCGUCUUUGCCUACAAGCUUGGACUUCACAAUAAACUGGAAUCUCUCUUGACCACCUACCUUUCUUUCCACUUAAACAAAUAACAAACCGUCCAAAAACAGACGAUCGCAACCUCAGGGCUGCGGUCACCGGAAUCCGUCACAACGUUUUCCAAUCUCCUCAACUCGGUUCACCACCCCUUCGCAGGAGCCCGCUGUGCCGCUAGCGGAGCGGCAGCGGACUCAACCUUUACGCGUUAAGUGUAAAGGUUCUCAGCCAGUCAAUCAUUAGACAGAAAGAGACAAAAGGGUCUCAGAGGAGAAAGCAUGGCGCCGCACGCCGAGGAGAAAGACGGCGCUGACUCUGCGUAUGGUGGUGGUGGUGGUGGUGGUGGUGUUGGUGAUGAUCGCAACGGCAACGUCGGCCACGGGCUAUCGGCUGGGACCAACAAUGACCAAGGGGUGCCCCUCUUCACGGUCGACUCGCCCAACGUGCAGUACACGGACACGUCCAUCCUGUCCAAGUACACGUACCGCACGACGAGUGUCACGCGCUCCUCGUCCUCGUCGUCAUCGUAUGUGGCCACCCCACGCGAGACGGUGUACAACUUCAAGACGGACCGCCGCGUGCCCAAGGUAGGCAUGAUGCUCGUGGGCUGGGGCGGCAACAACGGCAGCACGGUGACGGCGGCUCUCCUGGCCAACCGCCGCAAGCUGACCUGGGACACGCGCGAGGGCCCCCGCGCGGCCAACUACUACGGCAGCGUGGUCAUGGCCUCGACCGUGAAGCUGGGCACCGACGACGCCACGGGCCAGGACGUCAACGUGCCCUUCCACAACGUGCUCCCCAUGGUCCACCCCGAUGACCUCGCUGUCGGCGGCUGGGACAUCAGCUCCGCCGACCUGGCGGCCUCCAUGGACCGCGCGGGCGUGCUCGAGCCCACGCUCAAGGGCCUUGUGCGCAAGGAGAUGGCCGCCAUGCGCCCGCUGCCGAGUAUCUACUACCCGGACUUCAUCGCCGCCAACCAGGCCGACAGGGCUGACAACGUGCUGCCGGGCCAGCGAGCCUGCAAGGCGCACGUCGAGCAGAUCCGCGCGGAUAUCCGUGCCUUUAAGGAGACACACGGCGUCGAACGCGUCGUCGUGCUGUGGACCGCCAACACGGAGCGGUAUGCCGACGUGGUCGAGGGUGUCAACGACACGGCGGACCACCUGCUGGCGGCCAUCGAGGCGGGCCACGCCGAAGUAUCGCCCUCGACCGUGUUCGCGGUGGCGUCCAUCCUCGAGGGCGCGCCUUUCAUCAACGGCAGCCCGCAGAACACGUUUGUGCCCGGCGCGGUCGAGCUGGCGUCCCGGCACGGCGCCUUUGUCGGCGGCGACGACUUCAAAUCUGGACAGACCAAGAUGAAGUCGGCGCUGGUGGAUUUCCUCAUCAGCGCCGGCAUCCGGCUGACGAGCAUCGCGAGCUACAACCACCUCGGCAACAACGACGGCCGCAACCUCAGCUCCCAGGCCCAGUUCCGCAGCAAGGAGAUCUCCAAGUCCAACGUGGUCGACGACAUGGUCCAGGCCAACCACGUGCUGUACAAGCCCGGCGAGCACCCGGACCACACCGUCGUCAUCAAGUACAUGCCUGCCGUGGGCGACAACAAGCGUGCCCUGGACGAGUACUAUGCCGAGAUCUUCAUGGGCGGCCACCAGACCAUCUCCAUCUUCAACGUCUGCGAGGACUCCCUCCUCGCCUCACCCCUCAUCCUCGACCUCGUCCUCCUCACCGAGAUGAUGACCCGCGUCCAGUGGAAGCGCGACGCCGAGUCCGACGGCCAGUACAAGUCCUUCCACAGCGUCCUGUCCGUCCUCAGCUACAUGCUCAAGGCGCCCCUCACGCCCCCCGGCACCCCCGUCGUCAACGCCCUGGCCAAGCAGCGCGCCGCCCUGACCAACAUUUUCCGCGCCUGUGUCGGCCUCGAGCCUGAGUCUGACAUGACCCUCGAGCACAAGCUGUUCUAAGCGCCACAGAGUUGCCCUUUUGGUGUCUUGUUUUUGCCACGCUCAACUGAUCUCUUUUCUUUCUUUGGGAUGGGCGGCGGCUGCGGCUGCGGCUGCUGCUGCUGCUGCUGCUGCUCCUGUGCCCUGAAGAUGUUUCUCCCAACCGGGAGUCUUCUUCUCCUUUCCUGACGGCCGGAGAGGGCUGAUGUUCAAGAGUCUUUUCGCUUCUCUGUGCUCCAGCCUGUCGCAUACCUCGACAGCCUCUGCCUCCCUUUUCUAUUAGCUCCACUUAGAAGAAAAUACACCCACAGUCUUUACCGCUUAAGCAAUG
Cryphonectria parasitica EP155 is the source of this 2342-nucleotide messenger RNA. RefSeq lists its product as uncharacterized. Gene Ontology annotation, biological process: phospholipid biosynthetic process; inositol biosynthetic process. Gene Ontology annotation, molecular function: inositol-3-phosphate synthase activity. Gene Ontology annotation, cellular component: cytoplasm. NCBI's taxonomy places the organism in Eukaryota, Fungi, Ascomycota, Sordariomycetes, Diaporthales, Cryphonectriaceae. The transcript is spliced from 2 exons. The record is from RefSeq and is a predicted model, not a curated record. Bases 350 to 2032 code for a protein of 560 amino acids.